Molecule: messenger RNA, 1641 nt
Organism: Tarenaya hassleriana
Lineage: Eukaryota; Viridiplantae; Streptophyta; Magnoliopsida; Brassicales; Cleomaceae
Exons: 1
Coding region: 126-1403 (425 amino acids)
Source: RefSeq, a predicted model, not a curated record
UCCAAACCCUAACAGAGCGCCAAAAACCUCUCUCUCACUCUCCGGCAAAUGCUUCUGCCGGGAAGGUCGUUCAUUUCCCAUUGACUGAAACAAAUCUACUGAAAGUUAGUGGAAGCUCGAUCGAGAUGGCUUCGGCCUGCGUUAACAACAUCGGAUUGUCGCCGGAAAAGUUCUCUUCGGUGGGUUACUCCUCCUACGGAUGGACGAGUCCUAGAGCAUCGUUAGGCCGGGAAGGCGAGAGUUCCUUCUCAGAGGAACAAUCUCCGGCGGCGGAUUCGCUAUCGAACCAAGAUCCGGUGGACUUCGAGUUCCGGCUUGAAGAUCCGGUGGCAAUGCUCUCCGCCGACGAGCUCUUCUCCGACGGGAAGCUCGUCCCUUUGAAAUUUCCCGGCACGACGCCGGCGAAACCCCCGACGACGACGACAGAGGCGACGAAAUCGUCGGAGAUGGUGAAAUCGUGCCGGAGACUGGAAAUGGAGAUCUCCGGCGUCGAUCAAUACCUCUUCUCUCCCAAAGCGCCUCGUUGCACAACAAGAUGGCGUGAGCUUUUAGGCCUCAAGAGGCUCGCGAAGGCACAGGAGUCUUCUUCCUCGUCGUCACUCAAAACGACGCCAUUGUCACUGUCGUCAUCUUCGACGAACCCUAAAAUGACGACAUUGUUGUCGUCGUCUUCUCCCAACCCUAAAACGACAUCGUUCAAGAAUUUCCUUCACCGGAACUCCAAAUCUUCCCUUGUCUCGUCGUCUUCCUCCUCCGAUUCGUUGUCCCUCAACCAUCCGCUGCUGAUGAAGGACUCCGACAUCUGCGAAUCACUGUCGAUCUCAUCUUCGCGUCUCUCUCUCUCCUCGUCCUCUUCCUCGGGACACGAGCUCGACGAGCUGCCGAGGCUGUCUUUGGACCUUGACAAAAAACCCGGUCCCAACCCGUUCGCUCCGGCACGGAGUAUCGGGCGCAGUCCGACACAACCCAGGAUGAGACUAGCGAAGCCGCGCCCGUCGACCGAUGGUCGGAGUCCAGCAAGACGGCGCCACCAGGCGGCGGAAGAGCAGCCGGGAGAGCAGAGAGGCCUAACGGUGACGGCGGAUAGCCCGAGGCUGAAUGCAUCGGGAAAGCUCGUGUUUCAUGGGCUGGAGCGGAGCUCGAGCAGUCCAGGGAGCUUUAAUGGCGGACCCAGGAUGAAGCACCACCAUGGAAUGCCUCGGUCGUACUCGGCCAAUGUUAGAAUCACGCCGGUCCUCAACGUCCCAGUCUGUUCGCUACGUGGGUCAUCAAAGUCCGGUCUCUUCGGACAGCUUUUCUCGUCUUCUGCGUCGUCGUCUUCCUCUCCCUCCUCGUCCGUUUCGUCUUCCGUGAACAGAGGCCAGUUGCACAGCAACACCAAGAACCGUACCAAUCGACCAUGACUCGGACCGGUUAACAUUUCCGGUCGGACCGGAAUCCCAUCAAACCAAUUUGAGCAGGUAACGGCUUGGAGUUAAAUUUUAUCGUUUUUUGAGGCGUAUGGCACGGGGUUGGGGGAAUCUUUACGCUUUUGUUCUGCUGGGGCCGUUUUGGUAACUGAUUUAAGAUUUGGGGUUUGAAUGUAAAUAUUGUUAAAUCUUCCUGUCUCGGUUUGUCCGCAAGCAAUAUUAUUGUCUCUAA